Molecule: messenger RNA, 3336 nt
Organism: Dicentrarchus labrax (European seabass)
Lineage: Eukaryota; Metazoa; Chordata; Actinopteri; Moronidae
Gene: wdr27
Product: WD repeat domain 27
Exons: 24
Coding region: 199-2607 (802 amino acids)
Molecular function (GO): protein binding
Source: RefSeq, a predicted model, not a curated record
UGGGUGUGGUGUCCUAGCAACCUGCAACGUUUGUCCAAUCCACCUGAAACUUCUGCUGUCCGUCUCUUCCUAACGUCAGCCGAGCGAAACCCAGCGUUAAUUUAACUUGAACUGUUAUUGACACAAAAGCAACCGAGCUACAGCACCUGGUUGAUGAAAAACUCCAGGUUUAAUGGGAAUUAAUUAGCGUUUGCAAAGAUGAUUGAAAAGCUGAGUUUGACCUGUGACAGACUGCUGUCACACCGGCAGCUCGCAUGUUGUCACUCUUACUGUGGCCUACCACUGCAUGGCAAUGAAAUGCUUAUUUACAGUAAUAUGGACAUAGAGCAGCAGCCACUGCUACUAACUGGCCACCAUGGUGAGAUCAGUGCCAUGACUUUUGGGAAAGGAAGCAGACCUGUUCUCCUGUGCUCUGCCUCUGCUGAUUAUAUAAUUGUCUGGGAUAUUGAACUAUGCCAGAGGAGAACACAGGAGGGUAAAGUUGCAGCUGGAACAGUUAUCGGGACUUUACUGGGUGAAGUCAUCCAUCUUUCAUUUUGUUUCUCUGAUGAACGAGUGGCUGCAUGCUCGGGAGCAGCUGUACAUAUUCUCACCUCAAAGAGACAUGAAGUGAUCUCUACCUUGACCGGCCACCUCGGACCUUUAACAUCAGCAGAGUUCUGUCCCUGGAAUAAAGACAUCCUUGUCACCACGUCGGAGGAUCGCACUUUUAAGGUGUGGGAUUUAAAAAUGGAAGCGGUGUGCUAUCAGUCUUUUGUGCUUACAGCCUCUCCACUGCUCAGUGUGUUCUUCUUGGAGGAGAACAGGCACCUUAUCACCGGUUCAGUGGAUGGACAGGUGUGGUGCUUUUCUCUCCCUGAUAACCACAAGUGUCACCUAGUGACUAAAAUGGAUCUUCAGAAGAUGGAAAAAAGACAUCACCAGUUGACAUCGAGCCAUCAAGCUGGGGUCGCAGACCAAUCAGCUGCAGAUAAAGUGGAGACUUCAAAACCUAUCCUCAAAAUGGCUUUAUGUGACUCAUUCACUGGCACUAGUUAUGAGGAUAGAAACUGGUUAUAUGUUGGAAGCUCUGAUGGCCUGUAUGUGGUUGAUCUGGCUACCUCAGAACUCCUAACGGCACUAUAUUUCAAAGAUUACCCCAACCUGAGCAUCACAAUGGCUGGGUCGUGGUCAAUCUCUCCAGGGUGGGGUAACUCUAUGGUGUUUUUAGUGAGCUCUUUGUUUACUCCAUGUGUGGCCCUGUUGGAGUUACGCCUGUGUGACCUAGGGUGGAUCUGGGCUUGUGGUGAAGGGUUUUCAGUGUUCCCGAGUUCUCCUGCGUUGCCUGAAUCUCCUCUGAACGCUGAGUUAAAGAAGAAGGAACCCAACCAUCCCAAAAAGAAAGGAGGAAUAAAGGAGCAGCCUCUGGUUUUCCACUCGAAAGUGAAGUCAUCUGGAUACACCAGUGCCCCAAGAAGAAGUAUGUUUUCACCUAAAACAAAUAUUCAGAAGAAUCCUUCUUCUAAAAAAGAUGCCAAAAAUACAGGUUUAUUCCUCAGAGAUUAUCCAGCUGACAGUGCAGCACCUACUGUUCCACAGAUUGAUCUAAGCACUGGCAACAAACCAGUCUACUGCCUUCAGUACUCAGGUGACGGAAAACAAAUCCUGUGUGGUCUUGGCGACAGCUCGGUGUUAUUGUACAAGUCCUCCCUUACUGGCAGUCCAGCUGUCUACACAGGGCAUGACAAGCCAGUGAGCAGUGUAAGCUGGAGCCUCAACAGACAGUGGUGGCUGAGUGCGUCAGAAGACCAGUCACUCCGAAUCUGGACCCAGGGCAGUCCAGAGCCUGUGAUUAUCAUGGGCAACAGUAUGUUCUCCAAACCCAUUAGAAGUGCUCAAUUUUAUUACCUCGACAAAUUUCUACUUCUGGCAUCCGGGCCGUCUCUAUACUUGUACCUGUAUAAUGUGGACAUCACACGUGACAGCAUCAAAAGAUAUCAGCAACGGAGCGUCGUCAAAUUGGCAGGACGCUUUGCAACGACAUCAGCAACAGACAUCACUGCCUUGUCUGCAAUCAGUGAUUUCUUCUCUUACAUUGUUCUAGUGUGUGGUUCAGAUCGCUCCAUUCAAGUAUUUGACAUGAACAAGGGUACAGUUGCCUCAGAGCUGCCUGAUGCUCACAACAAAGCCAUCCACUGUGUGACACAAAACAAGGGCUCUAUGUUCAGCACACAAGCGCCGGAUUCACACAACCUCUUCCUCACAAGUGCGGUCACGGAUGGUGUGAAGAUCUGGGACCUCCGUACACUUAGGUGUGUGCGUCGUUACGAGAACCAUCUAAAUCGUUGCCAUCCAUGCUUGUCAGCUAUCUCACCAUGUGGCCGGUUCAUUGCCUCAGGCUCUGAGGAUAACUGUGCUUAUGUGUAUGACAUCCGUAGCAGCAGCUACCUCCACAAACUUCAAAAACACUCAGACACAGUGCUCAGUGUGACUUUCAACCCUGCCACACCAGAGCUGCUGACUGGGACCCUGGAUGGGAAGCUGAGACUGUUUCAGUCCAGCAGUGGGGCCUGUCUGUCUCAUGACACCAGUGCUGCUGUGCAUAGCAUCCCCAACAUGACUGCAUAAUUACAGCAGGCUGCUGCGAAGACCAUGUAGGUUUCAUUAAAACAUUUCCAACCCCCUGGCUAGGAUUUUACUGGGAAAGAAGAACGAAAGGGUUUGUUUUUGGUUAUUGGUUAAAUGAAGAUAGAUACAAGUUUAAAGAGGUUUUGUUUUUCUUGUUAUAUGUGACUUUUGUGUUCUUUUCAAAUUGUCAAAAGGACCCACCCAUUUAAACAUCUUUGUUAAACUUCCAGAAUGUAGAGACUGCUUUUCUUUUGACUGAGAUUCAAAGUGGUUUGAUUCAAUCAGUGGUUUGAUUAAAUAUGUUUUCAUUUAACCACAUUACUGUGAUGCAAUAUUUACUCAAUUAUAUGUAAUUACAGCUAAAUUUGCCAACAACAAUUUUAUCAGCAGUUAUUCCCAUACGUUCGUCUACAUUCUCGAUGGUCAAGCAUAAGAUUUAGUUUGUUCAGUAUGUGGAACAGAUGUACUUCUGUAUCACUGGCUGUGGCCACUACUUAACAGAUCAGCACACAGAGCUAUGACAUCAACUGGGUGCAACCUCUUUGGCUGCCAGACACACAGAUGCUACUACUGUUCACACUGACAAACCCAUCGCAUUGUUUGAGCUGUACAUUUACUCUUCUCUACCUCAGUCACAGCAAAAUGUCAGCUACACUCAACUGUAAUGGAGCAGAAUAAAAAUAUGGGACUCUCAUGUUUGUCAAGUAUGAAUAAAUUGUUACAUCUUCA